AUGGUGGAAUAUUAUCAACAACUACCUUCAAACAAUUAUAAUUAUCAACAACAACUUGGCCAUGAUUACACACAACAAGAAGAGGAAUGGGAUCGUGAAGGAUUAUUGGAUCCAGCUUGGGAAAAGCAACAAAAAAAGACAUUCACUGCAUGGUGUAACAGUCAUUUGAGAAAAGCUGGCACAAGCAUCGAAGUUAUCGAGGAAGACUUCAGAAAUGGUUUGAAGUUGAUGUUAUUAUUGGAAGUGAUAUCAGGCGAAGCACUGCCACGGCCCGAUCGUGGAAAAAUGCGUUUCCAUAAAAUUGCAAAUGUCAAUAAAGCUUUAGAAUACAUCGAAAGCAAAGGCGUUAAAUUGGUUUCUAUUGGUGCAGAAGAAAUUGUUGAUGGUAAUGUCAAAAUGACUCUUGGUCUUAUCUGGACCAUUAUUCUUCGAUUUGCAAUUCAGGAUAUCAAUACUGAUAUUAAAUUUUUCAUUUUGGAAUUAUCGGCGCGUGAUGGAUUAUUGUUAUGGUGUCAGAGGAAAACAGCGCCUUACAAUAACGUUAACGUACAAAAUUUCCAUACCAGCUGGAAAGAUGGCUUAGCAUUUUGUGCUUUAAUCCAUCGUCAUCGUCCAGAAUUGAUUGAUUAUUCGAAAUUACAUAAAGGCGAUCCGCUUCACAAUUUAAAUCUUGCUUUUGAUAUAGCUGAAAAAUAUUUGGACAUUCCAAAGAUGCUUGAUCCUGAAGAUCUUGUCUACAAUCAAAGACCGGACGAAAAAUCGGUCAUGACUUAUGUGUCAUGCUUCUAUCAUGCAUUUCGUGGUGGUCAUCAGGUUGCAGACAUGGUAAGCAAUGUACCUGAUGAGAAAGCGGUGAUGACUUAUGUGUCCAGCUAUUAUCAUUGCUUCCUUGGCAUGCGUAAGACUGAAACAGCGGCUCAUCGUAUCAGUCGUGUACUUAAGGUGAAUCAAGAAAAUGAUAAAAUGAUGGAUGAUUAUGAACGGAUGGCAAGUGAUCUUUUGGAUUGGAUACGUCGUUGGAUGCCAUGGCUAUCAAAUCGAUCAAGCAAUGAAUCAUUAGAAACGAUACGUAAAAAAUUGGAUGAUUUUCGAAAUUAUCGUCAACAUGAGAAACCACCGCGAGUGGAGGAAAAAGGAAAUUUGGAAAUACUUUUUAAUACGUUGCAAACAAAACUUCGAUUAAGCAAUCGACCAGCAUUUUUACCACGGGAAGGACAUCUUAUUAAGGAUAUCAGUGCUGCUUGGCGUGCUUUGGAAGAUUCUGAGAAAGGUUUCGAAGAAUGGCUUCUAAGCGAAAUGAUGAGAUUGGAAAGAUUGGAACAUCUUGCGGAAAAGUUCCGCCGUAAAUGUGCUUUAUAUGAGGAAUGGGCGCAUGGAAAAGAAGAUGCGUUAUGCUCAUCGGAUUGGCGAUCAUGCGGAUUAUAUAAAAUCAAAGCCUUACGCAAACGACAUGAAGCAUUUGAAAGUGAUCUGGGAGCUCAUCAAGAUAGAGUGGAACAAAUUGCGGCAAUUGCUCGUGAAUUAAACAAUUUGAGAUAUCCUAAUAUUGGUCCAAUUAAUGUCAGAUGUCAGAAUAUUUGUGAUCAGUGGGAUCGCCUCGGAAAUCUUUCUCAGCAACGGCGCAGACAGCUCGAAGAAGCGGAGCAAGUAGUAGAGCAUCUCGAUAGGCUCUAUCUCGACUUUGCUAAGCGUGUGGCACCAUUUAACAACUGGCUUGAUGGAGCUCGUGAAGAUUUGGCUGAUAUAGUGAUCGUUCAUGAGAUGAAAGAAGUACAAGAAUUAUUGAAUGCACAUAAUCAUUUCAAAUCAACAAUAUCUGAUGCUGAUAAUGAAUUCACUGCUAUCGUCAAUAUCGAACGAGAAAUUGCUCAAUUAGUUGAACAGCAUGGAUUGGACAGAGAAUUGCUGCGAAAUCCUUACACCGAUUUAUCGGGCGCUGAUAUUCGUCGUAAAUGGCAAGAAGUACAGCAAUCAAUACCAAAACGUGAUGCGCAAUUGCAAAAUGAAUGCCAUCGACAACAAAAUAAUGAACGUUUACGGCAAUUAUUCGCCACAAAGGCCAAUACUGUUGGUCCGUGGCUUGAAAGACAACUUGAACAAGUUUUAUCAAUUGGGCUUGGUGGACGUGGAAGUCUUGAGAAUGCUGUAUCACAAUUAAAAUCGAUUCAACAACAGACAUUCAACUAUAAACCGAAAUUGGAAGAGCUGGAAAGAAUAAAUCAGGAAAUGCAAGAGAAUUAUGUCUUUGAAAAUCGCGCCGCUCGUUAUUCCAUGGAAUCAUUACGCGUUGGUUGGGAAUCACUCUUGACAUCUAUUAACAGGACAAUUAACGAAUGUGAAAAUCAGAUUCUGAUGUGUAACAGUAAAGGAAUCAGCGAAGAGCAGCUGAAUGAGUAUCGUUCAUCUUUCAAUCAUUUCGACAAAGAUAGACAAGGACUCGAUCCUGAGCAACUCAAAUCAUGCCUCAUUUCAAUUGGCUACAAUAUUCGGCCUGGAAAAGAGGGUGAUCAAGAUAUGAGCAGAAUAUUAUCAGUGUUGGAUCCGAAUCGUAUGGGAAGAGUACCAUUUAAUGCCUUCUUGGAUUUCAUGACGCAUGAAACGGGUGAUGCAGAUACAGCCGAACAAAUGAUCGAGUCAUUUAAAAUACUUGCCGGAGGAAAGCCGUAUAUAACCGCAGAAGAAAUUCGUCGCGAAUUACAUGCAGAUCAGGCGGAAUAUUGCAUACAAAGGAUGCAAAAAUUUCCAGCAUCAAGUGGUCCACCUGGUUCCUAUAACUAUAUUUCAUUUAGUAGAAGUUUGUAUAACUAUUAA
Cercopithifilaria johnstoni is the source of this 2811-nucleotide messenger RNA. Lineage: Eukaryota; Metazoa; Nematoda; Chromadorea; Rhabditida; Onchocercidae. The record is from the annotation of a GenBank genome assembly.